Messenger RNA from Lonchura striata (white-rumped munia), 5853 nucleotides. Lineage: Eukaryota; Metazoa; Chordata; Aves; Passeriformes; Estrildidae. The record is from RefSeq and is a predicted model, not a curated record.
AUGGGGAACCCGCAGAUCAAAACCCACAAUAUCCGAGACAAGGAACUGCAGAGCGAAAAGCCUUCAGCUGGAAAAGCGCUCAGCGGUGUGACUCCUGCCAGUCGCUAUCAGAAGAAACAGGCGCUAGCAGCUGCUGGGCGCCGCUCCCCGCUCCCAGCGCCGCUCCGCCGCCCGGAGAGCGGCAGCAAGGCGGCGAGGCCCGGCGGGGAGCGCGGAGCCGCCCCGGAGCCUCCCGGAGCCCGCCCGGGCGCUGCCGAGGGCUCCGCCCGCCCCGCGGCCGCUUCCGGGCCCGGCGCUCGGCGGGCAUGGGGGAGCGCGGGGCGGCCCGGCGGGGGGACCCGGCCCGGCGGGGGGACCCGGCCCGGAGCGGGGACCCGGCCCGGAGCGGGGACCCGGCCCGGAGCGGGGACCCGGCCCGGAGCGGGGACCCGGCCCGGCGGGAGGACACGGCCCGGCGGCUGGAGCGCUUCGAGGCGCUGCGAGGCGGGCGCGUUCCGGGAGCAGCUGGCGGAGAAGCUGCGGCGGGAGCAGCUGCCCAGGGCCGUCCGGUACCUGGUGUGCGCCGACCCGCCGGGACCCAGGAUCGGAAAUGGUGGAUCAACUCUUCAUGCUCUUCGGUGCUUGGAAGAGCAGUAUGGUGAUCAGUGGACUUCCUUCACUGUGCUGCUAAUCCAUUCUGGUGGUUACAGCCAGCGUUUGCCAAAUGCAAGUGCCCUGGGUAAGAUCUUCACAGCCCUGCCGUUGGGUGAUCCUGUGUACCAGAUGCUGGAGCUGAAACUGGCCAUGUACAUUGACUUCCCCCGUCACAUGAAGCCAGGAGUCCUCAUCACGUGUUCGGAUGACAUAGAGCUGUACAGCACUGGGGUCACAGAAACCAUCACCUUUGAUAAACCUGGCUUUACUGCCUUGGCUCACCCCUCCGAUUUGGCAGUCGGGACCACGCAUGGCGUGUUUGUGCUAGAUCCGUCCAGUUUUUCGGGAAAGGGAGCACUGGAAUAUGGAUCAUGCUAUCGUUUCCUGCACAAGCCUGACCUGGAGACCAUGCAGCAGAGUGGUGCAGUGUGUGUGAGGGGGGAUCGCCCUCAGCUCAGCUCCCCUGGGAGCCGCAGGGACUCGGCCGUGGCCUCGGAGUGUGUGUACACGGACAGCGUAUUCUACAUCGACCACAGCACUGCCCAGCAGCUGCUGCAGUUCUACAAGCAGAUGGGCACUCUUUGCUGUGAAAUAGAUGCAUACGGUGACUUUCUCCAGGCCCUGGGGCCUGGAGCCACUCCAGAGUACACCAAAAACACGAGCAAUGUCUCCAAGGAGGACUCGGGGUUGGUGGCAGUGCGGCAGCAGCUGUACUCCCUCCUGCAAGGCACCGCCCUAAAUGUCAUAGUCCUCAACAACUCCCAGUUCUACCACAUCGGGACUACUCAGGAGUAUUUGUUUCAUUUUACUGCUGAGAGCAAACUGAGAUUUGAGCUGGACUUGCAGCCUGUAGCUUUUAGCAUCUUCCCUGACACAGCCAAGGCCUUGGAUCACUUGAGUGUCAUCCAGAGCAUCCUUGAGCCCGGGUGUGUGAUAGGGCCUGGCUCUGUCAUUGAGUACUCCAGAAUUGGGCCUGAGGUCUCGGUAGGGAAAGGCAGCAUUGUCAGUGGGUCCUACAUAAAUUUCAGUGUAGAGAUACCCUCGGACUGCUUGCUGAGUUCAGUAAGUGUGAAAAUUACUGAUCGAGUGGAGUACGUCACCAUGGUGUUCGGGGUAGGCGACGACUUGAAAAAGAGCGUGAAACUGCUGUCAGAUAUACACUCCCUCCAGUUUUUUGGAGCCAGCUUACCAGAAUGCCUUGACCUCUGGAGCUUAGAGGCUUCGGACCAGCUCUUCUCCAGUGAGGACACACGUCUGGGGCUGUGGACUGCAAGGAUUUUCCCUGUUUGUUCUACUCUGAGUGAAUCAGUUAGGAUGUCACUGAACAUGCUGAAUUCUGUGCAGCACAAGUCAGCUUUCAAACUGAGUGGCUUUCAGCUCUUGUCUGUUGAAGAAAUGCUCACCUACAAAGAUGUGGAAGACAUGCUGAAGUUUAGGAAGCAAAUUUAUGACGAAAUCUGCCUACAAAGACAAAAAGAGAAGCCUGAUUAUAGAAUGAGCAGUACUUGAAUAAACCUGUUUUCAUUUGUGGACAAUUAAUUACUUCCCAGCUCGUAAGAAUCCUAAGGGGAAAAUACACAGAUCUCUUCUCUGAUCUCAUUGAAGUAGAAAUUAAGAAAUUGAAUAACGUUAAUAAAGCAGCAAAUGCAGAUAAAGUUGUCCUUUGAUUAAAGUAGGGAAAUAUUUCAGAUCUAAAAACACUAUUCGGUAAUUUUUUGUGGGUUGCACGUUACGUCUUGUAGUUUUCAGAAUAUGACACAGAAAAAAUUGUCUAUUUGGCUGAAAUGGCUUUAAAAGCUUUUAAAGGGUAGAAUAUUAGCUCCAUCAAUGUAGAAUAAUAUAACAAUUUAUGUUUCUCUCUUUUUAUGCUGCUAUUUUGCAAUACAGUUUCAAACAGUAGUUAGGUAGAGGUAAAAUGAUUAAAAGUGCUUUUAAUUCAAGACAUCUUAUCUUGGGCAUUAAUAAAUUUUUCUCUUUUGUUUUGUAACUUUUUAUCCUUUCCUGUUUUUUGUCAGAAGAAAAACCAUUGGCAUGAGUGAUUAUUCUUCCCCUUGUGACUCGUAGUACUGAGGUCAACACCAGUUAAUCAGGACAUAAUGACUUACUUUUUUUACCAGUAGUUGCUGGAAGCUGGUAGUGUGAUGGAGAAGCUGCCAGCUCGUGUUACCCAGGGAUUGACUGAUGUGUGCCAUGCAAAAAGCAGCACCUUGUAUUUCUCCGAACUGAACUGUUGCAGUCUUUGCCAUCCAUGGUGCAGUGGAGCAAAAGCCAGGGAGGUUUGUUGUGAGUGGCAACACAGUGCAUAUCUUCAGAGAAACUCUCUUCCCCUCCUCCCACUUCUGCAAAUAACGUUAACAUCAAAGUCCUCCUGUUUCGAGUUUAAAUGCCCAAGAUCCAGCUCCAAACAGAUAAAUCUGCUAUUUUUAGGAGUAUGCUGUGCAGUGUAUCAGUGUGAUUUGGCUGUAAAUGUGAUGCAUCUUUUUCUCUUGAAUGUCUCUGUGGGUUUUCAUGUUUUAUUUAAUAUCUCAUGAUGACAGUGUUUAUCUCCCUGCUGACUGAAAUCCCAAAUGGCACCUUUCUUAUGCCACCUACGAGGCAGCAGAGUAGCAUCCCCUGAGCAUUACCACCCUUCUUUAACCUGCACUAGGUUUCUUCUUCAUUAAUAAACCUUCCAAGAAUAAAUACAAAUAAGUUAAAAUGUGGAGGGUGGGAAUUGCUGGAGUUGACUUCAAAGGAAUAAGAAUUUCUGAGCAAAUAGAGGGUCUAUAAAUUAGUAUGAAAUAUUAGUUAAACAAUGGAAGCAGUAGGUUUGGGAACACUCAAGUCCAAGGUAAACGCUUUAAGUCACAAAGUGAAAGUAGUCAUAGAGCACAGAGUUGUCAUUUGUAUAUCAUCCUAUUUACAUGAUUUAUUCACCUGUUGUUACACAAAAGAUUUUAGAAGAAACGUUUGACACAGACCUUGCCUCUUGAACUGGAGGCCAAACUUUGUUUGGUACAGAUUUCCCUGAGGGUUGCCACACUGCCAGGUGAGUUCUCCAAGUGUUUGGUAACAGUGAAAUGCAUCCUUUUAACAUGGUUAUGCACUUUAACUGUUACAAUUGUAUUUGUUCUGAAUUCCCUGAGUACCAGGUAUUGAUUUCAUUACUGAAAGUAAACUGGAUAAAAAUAGGAAGUGGAUUUGUUUCUGGCACAUAAGUAUUGGGAGAGUGAGGAAAAACGGUGAGGGAACAAAUUGGAAAAAAUUGGGGUAGGUCGGGCCAACAGCAGCUCCUGUGUUUUAGGGAGCAGUGUGAAUUCCAAGACAAAAAAAAAAGGGAGUGUCAUCCUGGUGGUAGCAGGUGGGAUCUUGAGGCAAAGGUUUUAAUGAAUAAAAAAAAUCGGUUGUAAUGGAAUAAGCAUGGAUUUACCAGGUAAGAAACAUUGUACUGCUUUAAUUCUAUGUGUCACACACCGCUUUCCUCUUACUGUGAGCAUUUUUGUUUCAAAUUGAGAAGGCAGAUUUCAGUCAGUAUUAGCCCUGGAUAACACCAGCAGGUUUAAUGGAUUUACUCUACAAGUAUGGGAAUAUCUGGUGGUGUAGCAUUCUUCAUUUUUACACUGCAAUCACGUUUAAUGUAAAAUGUUAUGAAGAACAUUGCAAUAUAUUUUUUAUUUAUAGAGAGUUAUAUUAAUUAUUUUCCAAUAUGGAGGUAUUUAAAAGCCACGUGGAUGUGACAGUUGGAGACAGGUUAGUGGUGGCCUUGGCAGUGCCAGAGGAAUGGUUGGACUUGAUGGUCUGGGAGGGCUUUGGACUUUUUCAUUCCAAAUGCUUCUUUGAGCCUACAAUUCUCUGUAUUGCAGCUAUUUAUGAAGUGUGUACAUUUUUAGCGAUAACAAAUUGCAGUCCUUACAGCAAGGGUCAUGCUACAGUGUGAGUACAUCUUAGUAAAAUCAAAAAGCCUGCAGACCGGACCCUUCCUCACAACAAUAAUGCAAGGCUGAGGUAUUCAAUCUGUGUAUGUAUUUUGUCUGUAUUGCAUUUAUAGCUCCAGGUAAUCUUUGUAUUCCACAGUCUGCUGUUAACGUAGAUGACAACAAUUUUCUCAUGCAGCCAGCUGGGAUAAGUGUGUCCCAAGGAAACUGAGAAACGUAUGCAAGGCCACUUAGUAAAACUUCACAGCAAGGAAAGUAAUGGGGUUUCUGGUUUCCAGUACCAGGCUCUUCAAACAAGACCAUCACAGCAUCCUGGUCCAUGAUUUUCCUGCAGUAUGUGUGAUGAAGGAUGCAGUCAUGAGAGUGCCAGGCACGCAGGACUCCGUGGAUGGGAGUCACUGCUGAAACCUAGAGUUUGAUUUUGGCUGAUCCUCACAGCAUUUUCCAGAUGGGUACAAUGUUCAUAUAUCCUCUGGAUCAUUGCCUGGCUCCAUCUAUCCUGAAAUGCAAUUCGGGCUGGUACAAUCUCAAACAAACUCAAGAUGAGCUUUUAAUGAUUUUUUUGAUGUCAGCUUUCUUUAUUGAAUUAGUUUUGCUGUGUAGUGCAAUAAUAGGGCUCAUAAUGAACAUGAUUGCAAUGAUUUCCCUGAAUGCCUUGAGCAUGCGCCGUGAUCAGCAGAGUUCAGCGCUGCUGUCUGUGUUUUCAGUGACCUUUGGUGCAGGAAACUGAAAUCUGAGAAACUGGGCACUUAACAAAGAGCACAAGGGAAGGCAGCUGAAAUAAAAAUGAGCAGCUGAGAGGAAUCUGUGCCAGGUGGAUUUGGGGAGCUGAUGAGAGGAAGUAAGCUCCAAGGAUCAGUUGGAUCUGUAAAGCAAUGUUUGUGCCUUGUCAGGGUGUUUUUGCUCUAGCUCAGAAGUUCCAGCCUUUUCUCAUUCCCAAACCUCUGAUGUAAGAGCUUUGUUUUUUGUCCUUUGCACUUGAGCCCCCAUGGAAAGGCCUCUCUAAUGUUGUGAGAGCAAAAAAAUAACAGCACAGUGCUGCUGUGUUCUGUUCAUCUGCUGACAUGGGGGAGCCACUGCAAACACCUUCUCCCUUACAAGGGCCAGAGUUCCUCUACUUUCUUUUUGACAACACGCAUUUUCUUUCACCACCCUUUUAAUUUCCUGGGACAUAUCUGAAUGUCACCAGAAUGGCAAUGAAGUUUAUGGGAGCAACUUAGAGCUUCUUCAAGUAAAUUAUAGAUGUGGACAUAUGUUAAUUGUGGAUAUGUUCUGAUUAAUUUGAAAUAAAGAUAAUUUCAAAAGA